Messenger RNA from Polistes dominula (European paper wasp), 1719 nucleotides. Its product is annotated as aldehyde dehydrogenase family 1 member B1, mitochondrial. NCBI's taxonomy places the organism in Eukaryota, Metazoa, Arthropoda, Insecta, Hymenoptera, Vespidae. Gene Ontology annotation, molecular function: oxidoreductase activity, acting on the aldehyde or oxo group of donors, NAD or NADP as acceptor. The record is from RefSeq and is a predicted model, not a curated record.
ACGUUGAGAUAAAAUUGUCCAUUUAAACUCAUUCGUCGAAAGUAUUGGACGAUUUAAUCUCUAAGAGAAAUCUGUUUCUAACCAUCAUGUCGGUACAGAAAGUCGAUAUUAAAUAUACUCAGUUGUUCAUUAACAAUGAAUUCGUGGAUGCUGUUAGUGGAAAGAAAUUUUCCACCAUAAAUCCUGCUAAUGAAAAAGAAAUAGCUCAAAUAUCUGAAGGUGACAAGGCCGAUGUUGAUAAAGCUGUGGCAGCUGCGAAAAAAGCAUUCGCAAGAAAUUCAGAAUGGAGAACAAUGGAUGCGUCGUGUAGAAGAAAACUAAUUAAUAAGUUUGCAGAUCUUGUAGAACGAGAUUUAGAAUAUAUAGCAACUCUUGAAACUAUGGAUAAUGGAAAAACGUAUGUUGACGCUUGUAACGAUGUCAAAUUUAGCAUAGAAGUGUUGCGUUAUUAUGCUGGAUGGUGUGAUAAAAUACACGGCCAUACUAUUCCUGCAGAUGGCCCUAAUUUUGUAUUUACACGUAAGGAACCGAUAGGAGUCGUCGGUCAUAUUAUUCCAUGGAAUUAUCCAUUCAUGAUGUUAGCAUGGAAAUGGGCUCCAGCUUUGACUACGGGUUGUACUGUUGUUUUAAAACCAGCAGAACAAACCCCUUUGAGUGCUUUGUAUGCAGCAGCAUUAUCGAAAGAGGCAGGAUUUCCACCUGGUGUCAUCAAUGUUAUUACAGGAUAUGGACCGACAGCAGGAGCUGCUAUAGCUGAACAUCCGGAUAUUAAUAAAGUUGCUUUCACAGGAUCUACUGAAGUUGGACAUCUAAUUAUGCAAGCAUCUGGCAAAAGUAAUCUGAAACGAGUUAGUCUUGAAUUAGGUGGCAAAAGUCCACUUGUUAUUUUCGAUGACUUCGAUGUUAAAAAAGCUGCUGAAAUAGCCUACAGCGCUUUGUUUAUGAAUCAUGGCCAGAAUUGUUGCGCGGGAUCGCGUACGUUCGUACAUUCUAAGAUUUAUGACGAAUUCAUAAAAUAUGCGAAGCAAUUAGCGAUGAAUAGAAAGGUCGGAGAUCCGUUUAAUUCUCAAACAGAACAGGGGCCACAAGUUGAUGAAGAGAUGUUUAACAAAGUUAUGGGUUUCAUUAAAUCUGGAAAAGAGGAAGGCGCUGUACUAGAAGUUGGUGGUGAACGUUAUGGUAAUGUUGGAUAUUUCAUAAAGCCUACUGUAUUUUCUAAUGUAACGGAUAACAUGAGAAUUGCAAAGGAAGAAAUUUUUGGUCCGGUACAAUCUAUUUUGAAGUUUGAUACUAUGGAAGAAGUCAUUGAACGUGCUAAUAAAACUAUGUAUGGUCUUGCUGCCGGUGUCUUAACUAACGAUAUUCAAAAGGCAUUAAUAUUUGCUAAGUCGGUAGAAUCUGGAAGUGUUUGGGUAAAUACAUAUGAUGCUAUAACGCCACAAACACCGUUUGGUGGAUAUAAGAUGUCAGGAAUUGGACGUGAAUUGGGUGAAGAAGGUUUAAAAGAAUACCUUGAAACUAAAACGAUUUCUAUUAAGCUGCCAUUGAAGACUGACAUGCUUAAAUCCAUAUAAAGUACCAUGAAUAAUUGAAAAAAAUUUGUUUUUUUUUAAAUCACUAUUUUUGUAUAGUAUCAACUUUUUUCUACUUUGUACAAUUAAAUUUAUAUGAUUCGUAUAUAAAUGUUACUGAAUAAAGUGCUCAUAAUAGCAACUCUUA